Molecule: messenger RNA, 2154 nt
Organism: Equus quagga
Lineage: Eukaryota; Metazoa; Chordata; Mammalia; Perissodactyla; Equidae
Gene: ZFAND2A
Product: zinc finger AN1-type containing 2A
Exons: 7
Coding region: 251-784 (177 amino acids)
Biological process (GO): protein targeting to ER; proteasome-mediated ubiquitin-dependent protein catabolic process
Cellular component (GO): endoplasmic reticulum; cytoplasm
Molecular function (GO): zinc ion binding
Source: RefSeq, a predicted model, not a curated record
GGCUGUGAAUAAAUGGCGGGGAGCUGGGAGCGGCGAUAUGCUGCGCUCUCCCGGGGGCUCGGACAGGUCUCGGCUGCCGCUCGGGUCCCGGCUUCCUCGUCCUUUCGGCCGUGUGCCGUGGGGCUGACCACGGAAAGGGAGAGCCUGCUCUCCGACUCCGCCACCUUCUGCUCGCCUCCGAGGCUGCCCGGCCUCCGACGCGAGCCAGGGGACACUUCGCUCCACUCUCUGGCUUGGACACUUUCUCACAAUGGAGUUCCCUGAUUUGGGGAAGCAUUGUUCAGAAAAAACUUGCAAUCAGCUAGAUUUUCUUCCGUUAAAAUGUGACGCAUGUAAACAGGAUUUCUGUAAAGAUCAUUUUACCUAUACUGCGCAUAAAUGUCCCUAUGCAUUCAAGAAGGAUGUUCAGGUGCCAGUAUGUCCACUUUGUAACAACCCAAUCCCGAUCAAAAAGGGACAGAUCCCAGAUGUGGUGGUUGGUGAGCACAUCGAUCGAGAUUGUAAAUCUCACCCUGGGAGGAGAGAGAAGAUUUUUACGUACCGCUGCUCAAAGGAGGGAUGCAGGAGGAAAGAGAUGCUGCGGGUGGCCUGCGACCAGUGUCAUGGCAAUUUCUGUAUCCAGCAUAGACAUCCUCUGGACCACAGCUGCACACGGGGGAGCCGCCCCAUCACCGCGGCCGGGUGUUCCGCUGCGGGAGCCUCUGGGUCCAAGCCGUCGGCCGCUUUACACGCCCUGUCUUCCAGCUGGCUCGCCCAGCGAUUCAGGUGGAAAGUAAAGAGAUGACACGACUGUUCAAACUGGCCCGUUGGCUUAUUUUUGUGUCUGGUUUUAACUUUGUGGAUGACUCUGCUGCUGUGGCACUUUCACACUUUUCACGGCAAAUAGUCUGCAACUUUAUGAAACUUUUCCAAUAAAAUGCACCAAUUCCGACAACCGAAAGGUUACUACUGUCCUAAGGGAGGCAACGCUACUGUGACAGCCUCCUUCCCCCGAAAUUAAAGUGACUUAAAGGACAACGGACUGAGUGUGCCACGUCGGAGGGCGGCUCUGUCCUAGGCUCAGGCGGGGGGACUUGGUCUUCCAGAAGCUUUCGUCACUUAAAUAGCUGAUGGUACUGUCUUCAUCAUGUGGCUUCUGUAGUGAUUGGCCGUCUGAGCCCAGAAAGGGGGUAGGACCGAGGCCUACCUUGUUAAGGGUCCUUGUCCAGAGGCGGCCCCCAGCCCACCACUACGAUCCCAGAGAACAGCCCUGUGACCAUGCUGACUCCACGCAGGACUCUUACCCUCCAAGCAUGACGGCCUCGGUGCCUGUGGACAGAGCUCUCCUCCCCAGGGACUGUGGGUCUUAGGAGACGGGGUGAGACAGAACGCCAUCGAUCUUAGCCCACUGGUCAUCCAGCUGUCCAUUCCAGCCGUCCCAUUGCGCCUGGAUUAACAGGAACCCAAGCAAUUACUCUUUUUUCUGGUUUCACAGCCUCAAGAUAUAAUGGGGCUGGGGGCUUGUAUUCAGUUUCCAUUCUGCAGAUACGUGGUCAAAGCUAUUUCUGCGCUCUGUCUUCCUGAGUGGUCUUUGUUGUGGACAGUGGUUGUCACGCUCCUGCGUGUGCCAGAAGCCCCCGAGGACUCGUCAGAACGGCACUGGGUCCACCCAGAGGUUCUCAGUCAGUGGGUGUGGGCUGGACCCUGAGAGUCCGCACUUCCUGCAGGUUCCCAGGUGAUGCUGAUGCCGCUGGCCUGGGGACCACGCCUGGACAAACCGUUUUUUCUGCACCUCUGCUGUCCAGUACGGCAGUCUGUAGCCGUGUGUGUUACGGAGCACAUGAAAUGUGGUCAGUGUAACUGUGGAGCCGAAUUUUUAGUUUAAUUUAUUGAGGUUUAAAAGCUAUUAACUUGAUUUAGUUACUACAAAACUUUUAAGUGUGUUAGGAACUUGGGUAUGUGAAUCCAUGUUUUCAUCUGUAAAUUUUAUGAACUUAAAAUACAGAUCAGGUCUUCGUAGUGAAAAUUUAGUGUCCAGAUUGAGAAACUGAACCACACUGGACUUUGAAGACAAUACCAAAAAAAAAGUAAAAUAUUUGAUUGUUAAAAAUAUUGUUUACAUGUUGAAAUGAUACUAUUUUGGAUAUGAUGGAUUAAAUAAAACAUUAAAUUUUA